AUACAAGCAUGUACGCGAUUGUAUUAGGGGUGGGUGUGCGGGAAAGCCGGUGUGUGCGACGCGCGUCUUUUCACGAAUCGGCGAAGAAGUCCUGCCGAAGAAGGAUGCGUUUGCGCAGGACUCGCCGAUGGAAUUUUGCGCCCUGGAAGCUCCCCGACAUAUAUCCACGGUGGAUGGCAAACUGCCCCGGAUUGUUCAGUUCAGUUCAGUCGUCAUCCGAUCCGACGACGUAAGUUCGAAUCGGUGUGUGCAUCCCGAUUCUAUCACGCCGUAUCAUCACGUCACCGUUAGCAGCAACAGAUUGCCAUGGACAUCGAAGAGUUCCGCGUUCGUGGUAAGGAGAUGGUAGACUACAUCUGCGAGUUCAUGAGCAACAUCCAUACCAGAAGAGUCACGCCGGAUAUUGGUCCCGGCUAUCUCAGACCUCUGCUACCGUCGGGACCACCGAAUGAUCCGGAAUCUUGGGAUGAGAUCAUGAAAGACGUGGAAUCGAAGAUCAUGCCGGGCAUCACGCAUUGGCAGCAUCCAAGGUUCCACGCCUACUUCCCAGCCGGAAAUUCUUUUCCUUCUAUUCUUGGUGAUAUGCUAUCUGACGCGAUCGGCUGCAUUGGAUUUUCUUGGGCGGCCAGCCCGGCCUGCACAGAAUUGGAGACGAUAGUCUGCGAUUGGUUCGGCAAGGCGAUCGGACUGCCUACGGAUUUCUUAUACUUUAGCGAAGGCAGUAAAGGCGGGGGCGUCAUACAGGGUUCAGCAUCGGAAUGCAUUCUCGUGUGCAUGCUGGCCGCUCGGGCACAAGCAAUUGCGAGACUCAAGGAAUCUCCAGCACAUGCACACUUGGACGAGACCGCGCUGCUCGGCAAGCUGAUGGCAUAUUGCAGCCGGGAAAGUCAUAGCUCCGUCGAGAAGGACGCAAUGAUAUGCUUCGUAAAGCUGCGCAUCCUUGAGCCCGACGAGAAAAGCGUACUUCGCGGAGAGACCUUGCGACAGGCAAUCGAAAGUGACACAGCUGAAGGCUACGUUCCCUUUUUCGUCUCAACGACCCUUGGCACAACCGCCUGCUGUUCGUUCGAUAAUCUUAGGGAAAUAGGCCCGGUUUGUAAAAAAUAUCCAGGGAUCUGGCUUCACGUGGAUGCCGCUUACGCCGGAAACGCUUUCAUCUGUCCAGAAUUGAAAUACCUGAUGGCCGGCGUUGAAUACGCCGACUCUUUUAACACCAACACCAACAAGUUCUUACUGACGAACUUCGAUUGCUCCUGCCUCUGGGUUCGCGACAGAUUUAAGCUUACCAGCGCACUCGUCGUGGAUCCACUGUACCUGCAGCAUACACACGCGGACACGGCUAUAGAUUACCGGCAUUGGAGUAUAGCGCUGAGCAGGCGAUUUCGUUCGUUAAAACUGUGGUUCGUACUGAGGAGUCACGGGAUAUCCGGGCUGCAAGCUUAUAUCCGAAAUCACGUGAAACUCGCUAAGAGAUUCGAGGCACUCGUUAGGAAGGAUUCUAGAUUCGAAGUUUGCAAUGACGUAGUGCUGGGCUUGGUGUGCUUUCGCGCUAUAGGCAGCGAUCAAUUUAAUCAGAAAUUAUUGAGCGCUAUUAACGACUCAGGAAAGAUACAUAUGAUCCCGGCGCGAGUAAAUCAACGUUAUACAAUACGUUUCGCGCUUGCCGCACCCAAUGCAACUGCCAGAGAUGUUGACAUGGCAUGGAGCAUUAUAACGGACUAUCUAAGCGAAUUAUUGGAAUUCAACGACGAGCUGGAGGACAUCCGUAUAAAGAAGAGGAAGGCCACCUUGGCGCAGAGAAGAUCUUUCUUCGUGCGCAUGGUGUCUGAUCCUGCGAUUCAGCCAGGAUUCACGAAAACUCCGAACAGGACAGGAGCCAAACUCGACACGCAGGCAACCAUCGGUGGUAUCGGAUCGAAUCCUCAAUCCGGAGUGAAAUCCUGGAUAUCCUGGCCGCUUGCUUAUCUCAUGCAGGCGAAAGAAGCUGCUGAUACAAGUGAAUUAUCGCUCAGAUUUCGCCACUUGGACACCAUGGUGCGCCUAAAGACUGGUGGUACCGGAAGUCGCCGCGGUAGCAGUAACGGAUGCAGCCCCGAACCGUCCCCGUCCGCUUCGCCCUCGCGAGGCAGAUCGCCCAAUGGCCGCGCGUAAUCGCAUUACAUCGAUCCUUUCUUUCUUCAUGCAGUCUUUUCGAGGAGUCCUCCAAGCGCAUGACAAUCGCAACGGAUGACUCUUCGUGCUCCGAAACCCCGUUACGUGCUCCAAGAAGAUAGACGGAAAGAAAAUCCACUAGCUACAACUUUACAUCGGGAACCGAUACUGCCGACAAUCUCGAUUAUUAAAGCCCACCUUAGACCACAUAUAUAAUUUGGGACAGAGAGAUCAUUCUUUAUAUUUAUAUAUCUGUCACAGAGAAAACGAUUUCUUUGGACUUAAUAAAUUUUAUUGUAUCCAAGCACAUUUAUUUGGAAUGCGGUCCAAACAAACCAAUGUUUGAAUCAAUAAGUACGACUAAUAAUAGUGUUAUUUUCCUCAAAUAAUAGAUGUUGUUUGAAUGAAACAACUUUCAGUCGAAUAAAUGGGAAUACUAAUUCCAAUGAAAUCUUUUUCUCUGUGUAAUGUCUGAUAAUUUCAUGUGUCAAAUUGUAAAUAUAAUUAUGGGUAAGAGAAAAAUCUCAUGUUGAAUCUUGAUUAAAAUUACAUAAGCACAUAUUGAAUCUUGCAAAAAUUAUUUAGGUCUUUAUAUUGAGCGUAUUAUAUGUUCUCGGUGCCGAAAUAUUGCUAUCGUAAAAUAAGUGAAACAAUUAAGCUUGAAAUCGUGAAUUAUUAUUAAGUUUGUCAGCUUAAUUUAUACAUACUUGGCGCGCAUUUUCUGUCCGUAAGAAUUAACACGCUCCAAUUUUAUUAGCAAUGACUCCGAUUCUCUAUAUAUAGAUAUCCUCUAUAUUAUUGUAUAGGAUGUACAGAAUAAUAUAUGUAAAAUUUCGCUCCAAAUUCUGUCGCGAAUUACAGAUCGUCUAAAAUGGGCUUGAACGGAGAACGAGCUUUGCAUUAAAUUGCUCACCAAGGGAUAGAACCGAUGAGAUGUCGCCGAAAUUGCCCCGUGAUACGUUUCACUCGACAAAGAAAUUAAAUGUUUCAGUCUCAAC
Molecule: messenger RNA, 3149 nt
Organism: Solenopsis invicta (red fire ant)
Lineage: Eukaryota; Metazoa; Arthropoda; Insecta; Hymenoptera; Formicidae
Product: aromatic-L-amino-acid decarboxylase
Exons: 14
Coding region: 307-2151 (614 amino acids)
Biological process (GO): amino acid metabolic process
Molecular function (GO): pyridoxal phosphate binding; carboxy-lyase activity
Source: RefSeq, a predicted model, not a curated record